AGAGAACGCACGCCGGAAAAUGAACAAUUUUCCCACCAACCGAACAGCAAAAAAAAAAAAAAAAAAAGGGGGGGGGGGGGGGGGGGUGGGCGGAAUAAGAAGAUGAAGAGGAAGAGGAUAUCAUUGGAACCUCUCAAGCAUCCCUUUUCCUCUCACCUUCUUCGUGAGCACAGCGAAACCCCACACUUUCAUUCCAUGGGAGACGCAGACAGGCAGACAGCGACCCUUCAAAAUCAACUGAUUUCAAAAUCUUUUACUCCCACUCCUAGUCCGACUACUCUGGAAUUGAAAUCAUUCAAUUCCAGAUCUCUGCUUGAAUGAAAUUCUCGUAUUUUGUUGCAUUUGCUUUUGCUGUCGACUCUGUUUUCUCGGACAUUUACUUCGAAGAAUUCAAAGCACAUGGGGUUUCAGAGACCACUGCAUGCCGUCACUUCCCCACACCUAAACGCGUCUCCUAAGCUUCUUGUAACCUUCUUCCCAACCCCUACCUCUCUCUCUCUCUCUCUGUGCCGUGUUUUGUUUAAUUCUCUUUAUCAUUCUUCCACACUGUUUCUUGAUCAGUCGAACUACGCUUUAUCAGUUCCUUUCCACCAUUACGCGGUUGGUGUUUGGAAAAUUGGAUUGAAUGUUGGGGUUUAAGGGCUUCAAAUUUUAAACCCAAUUUAUCAACAAAUCCUGCAUAGUGAUGACCGCGUUUUUUGUUUCGGCGACGCCGAAAAAUUGAUAUUAUAAGCAUUAUUGGUUAUUACCAUAUCGAAUCUGCGCUUGACUUUUUGAUUAGCGCGUUUUUUUAUAUAUAAUUCAACUGAAGGUUCCAUGAAUCUUCGUCCGUGAAUGGGUCAAUCUUCUUCCUUCUUAUAGAGUGGAAGUCGAGCACGUUGGUUGCUAGGUGACCGGGGCUAGGAUUUUUGCUGUUUCCAUUGUUGUCUAUUUUCGGUGGGAGGUUUUGAUGUCGCGGAAAAGGUCACUUUGGGAUGAUGAUGGUGAUGGUGAUGAUGAUAAUGAGGAUGAUUGUUUGGAGGUUCCAGUUCGACCAUUGAAACGACAACUUCCUUUUCAGAACUGUUGUACUGGGUUUCUGAACUUGACCGGGAAGGAAAUUCUGUCCAAGUUGGAACCAUUGAUCCGAAAGGCGGUGAGGGAGGAGGUGGAACAUGCAAUUGAACCCUAUGUUCAAUCAUCUCGAAGAUCAUCAUCUCCUCAGAUUGAAUCAUCUGAGUAUAGAGGCUGGCAGCUGCAUUUCCUUAAUAAUCUGCCCGCUACCCUUUUCACGGGCAACAGGGUGGAAGCCGAGGAUGGUGCACCCCUUAAAGUAGUUAUAGUUGAUGCCAGCUCCAAGAAACUUAUAACAUAUGGUCCACUAUCCUCGAUAAAGAUUGAAAUUCUAGCACUUAAUGGCGAUUUUGAACGAGAAGAGUGGACUGAUCAGAAAUUCAACGCAAGUAUUGUACAGGCAAGAGAUGGUAAAAGGCCAUUAGUGACUGGGGAUCGGACCAUUACAUUGAGAGAUGGAAUUGGUUCUCUCAGUGACAUUGCUUUCACUGAUAAUUCAAGUUGGAUAAGAAGUCGAAAAUUCAGGCUGGGAGCUAGAAGCGUGCAAAGUGAACUUAAAGUUAGAGAGGCAAUAAGUGAAGCUUUUAUGGUGAAGGAUCAUCGCGGGGAGUUGUAUAAAAAGCACCACCCUCCAUCCUUGGCUGACGAAGUCUGGCGUUUGGAAAAAAUAGCAAAAGAUGGUGCAUCCCACAAGCGGUUGUCGUCCAACAAUAUCGAAACUGUGAAAGACUUUCUGCAGUCGUAUUAUACCAAUGAAUCCUCACUGCGCCAUAUGCUUGGUGGGGCUACCGCAACCAAGAUAUGGGACACAAUUAUAGGACAUGCAAAAGCUUGUCCCAUAAAUGAUGGCAAGUUUUAUGUGCAUAAUGAAGGUUCUCAAGGGGUUGGGCUUAUCUUCAAUUCUGUCUACAAAGUUGUGGGGGCAAUCUUCAAUGGAACCUUGCGGUCUUCGGACAAACUUAAUUCUGAUGAGGAGUAUACAGUGAGCACUUUGAAGCAGCACGCAUAUAAACAUUUGAACGACUUGGUCCAGAUUGACGACCCAUUUCUUAGCAGUCUAACUCUUGGCCCACGCUUACCUGAGUUCCCAGAUGCAACCCUAGGUCAACCCGAAGCCCUGCUGGGUUUCAACCCUUCUUCAUCGUCAUACCAAGUCGAAGAUCGCAAUCAAGUGCUUGCUCUGACACCAGGGAACAACUUUGUGAUGGAAGAUUAUUUCUCUGAACCCUAUAGUGGCGGAAACAUUUGGGCUGCAAGCGGACUUCCUGGACAAGUUGCACUGACCAAUAAUUUAGCCGUAAAUGAUAUUUCUCAAGCUCAAGCAUCAACAUGGUCUCCCCUUCCUGCAACAUGGGGGCCAGGAAAUAGUCCAUUCCUGGCAUCUAGCAACGGAUCAGAAAUCGGGAUUAUUUCUUCACUUCCGGGUUUUGGUGUCCAUUUUUUAAGAAGCAGAUCAGGAACACCCAAAGCAAGGUGGUGUAAGAUCCGGGCAGCCGUUAUGUGCAUGAUAUCAGUCAGGCGGAAUGUGGCUGCCAGAAGAAGGCAAGGUUUUGGAUUCUGGUAGUGUAGUUUCAACUCCUAGUAUUGAAGUAAUCAGCUCUACGUUUAGGAGGUAAGCCCCCUGAAUGUGGCAGCUUAGCUUUGUAUAUAUUUUCUCUCUUCUGUCUGCAUCAACAAAACUUUAUUGUUGCAACUAUGGAUGUUAAAAGCAGUAGCGUCCAUACCCUAGAAAUCAACCCCUUUCAGUUAAGCAAUGGCGUCAAAGCACCCCUCAAAAGAAUUUAGGAAGUAGGCUUCUCUAAAAUGUGUUGGUUUUGAUCUGUAAACUUUGUUUCUUCUAAUCUCCUUCUUUCUUCCACUCCUUUGCACCUAAUGCAACAAAAUGAUUCUUGUUUAUUCUUUUUUAAAUUAGGGUUGAUGAGCAAUGCCAUAUGAUUUUGUUUAGCA
Malania oleifera is the source of this 3000-nucleotide messenger RNA. RefSeq names its product calmodulin-binding protein 60 B-like. Lineage: Eukaryota; Viridiplantae; Streptophyta; Magnoliopsida; Santalales; Ximeniaceae. Gene Ontology annotation, biological process: regulation of salicylic acid biosynthetic process. The transcript has 8 exons. The coding region runs from base 950 to 2617 and encodes 555 amino acids. The record is from RefSeq and is a predicted model, not a curated record. Gene Ontology annotation, molecular function: sequence-specific DNA binding; calmodulin binding; DNA-binding transcription factor activity. Gene Ontology annotation, cellular component: nucleus.